UUCAUGUUUGAUACAAGGCAGCCACCAUCUUCUUUCAUUGACAGAACGAACCUUGUCUUCCCCUUCCUCACAUUAUUAUUCACUUUCUCUCUCCACCUACAUCUCACAGACUCCUUGCUCUUUUCUUCAACUUCUUCCUUCUUCACUUCCCAUUUUCUUCAUCUACUUUACAUCUCAAGAAUCCUAGAAAUCCAAAUCAAAAUCCAAAUCCAAAUCUAUAUCUAAAUCAGUUCAUCUUCAGUCAAAUCAGUGAUGAAAUGAUUUGAAUGGCUCAGUACAGACAACAAUCAGGGUUUCAUAACCAUCUUGAUUACGUUACUACAAGUGGAAAUAGUAUUAUUAGUAAUAAUCAUCAUUAUAGUAACGGCAUUACUGGUACUGGUUCUGGAAUUUCCGAUCAUGUUAGUGUUGGAAUUCGUGCGGCGUCGCAUAAACAAUCGCGUCAUUACCGUAGAUUAGGUCAUUCCAAACGCGGGAUCUCGAUUUGUACUAUUUUCUCUUUCCUUUGUUUUGUUCUUGCUGCUUCCGCUUUUGCUUAUGUCUUCCUUUCUCGAGAUCAUUCUCCAGAGAUAAAUACAAGAGAUACCCAAGAUGAUGCCUUAGAUGAUUUUCUGUCAAAUGUGACAAGGAUUAAACCCAAAGUGAAGUUUGGCCAUGGGUCUGUUGCUCAUGGACGAGAUUCAAGGUAUUGGGAUGGGGAUGAUAGGAGAAGGGAUGAAGAUUACAAUGAGGAUGUGUAUAAAAAUAGGGUAGAUACUGAUGUCGAGUCUGUGAAAAGUCAUGUAUCCAGUAAGGGAAAAUCUCCAACUAAGAAAUUCAAGAGUCAUGUAAUUAAAGGCACAGAUCAUAAUGGUUUAUACAAUGAAGCUGGUCGUAAUGAAUUAAAAAUGUAUGAGGAAAAAUAUGAAGCUUCUUUGAAGAAUGUCGGCCAUGCUGGUGCGGAAACUGAGGAUAGCAAUCAUGUUUCGAAAGAGGGUGAUUCUGAUGUGGAGAAUGAAGAUAUUGAUGUGGAUGAUGAAUAUGAUGAUUCCAUCGAUUCACAUGACGCUCAUCUUGAUGACUAUGAUGGUAAUAGACAUGAAAUUGAUUCUAAAAUGAAACUACCCAAGUCUCACUCUGAUCAUAGUGCAAGUGGUCUCGGUAAAGGCCAUGAUUCCCACGUGGAUUAUGACUCAUUAGAUGAUAGUUCUUCCAAACAGCAGAGUUCUAAGACUAAGCAAGCCAGUUCUGCUGAUGCACGGUCAAAUACUAGCUCCGGAAAGCCUCCUAAAAAACGUAGGAGACGUCGGAAGUUCUCAUCCUCAAGUUGUGAAAUGAAAUUGCUGAAUUCUACCGCACAGCUUGUAGAACCCCUUGAAAGUAGAAAAUUUGCAAGAUUUUCGCUUUCGUAUACAGAAAGAGAGGAGAAACCUGAUGGGGUAGAUAACUGGGAGCCAAGGUUUGCUGGGCAUCAAAGCUUAAGAGAAAGGGAAGACUCGUUUCUUGCUCGUGAUCAAAAGGUUAACUGUGGCUUUAUUAAGGGUCCCAGCGUUUAUUCAAGUACAGGAUUUGACUUGGCUGAGGAUGAUUCCAGAUACAUCAGUAAAUGUCACAUUGCAGUUGUUUCUUGCAUCUUUGGAAAUUCUGAUCGUCUGAGAUCUCCCUUCAUUAAAGCGAUCAGUCGGUUGUCUAGGAAAAAUGUUUGCUUUGUGAUGUUUAUGGAUGAAAAGACCCUGCAAACUCUUACUAUGGAAGGCCAUAUACCCGAUAGAAUGGGUUUCAUUGGUUUGUGGAAGGUUGUUGUGGUGAAAAAUCUUCCUUAUACAGACAUGAGAAGGGUGGGGAAAAUACCAAAACUUCUGUCUCAUCGACUCUUUCCUUCAGCGAGGUAUUCUAUCUGGUUGGAUAGCAAAUUGCGUCUUCAAAGUGACCCUUUGUUGUUAUUGGAGCACUUCUUAUGGAGAAAGGGUCAUGAGUAUGCAAUUUCAAAUCACUAUGAUCGCCAUUGCGUUUGGGAAGAGGUUGAGCGGAAUAAGAAGCUUAAUAAAUACAACCACACCAUGAUCGAUCAGCAAUUCCAAUUUUAUCAGGCUGAUGGGCUGAAGAGAUUCAAUGCCUCCGAUCCUGGAAAGUUGCUUCCGAGCAACGUACCAGAAGGGUCUUUGAUAAUAAGGGCACACACGCCAAUGUCAAAUCUGUUUUCUUGUCUCUGGUUCAAUGAGGUGGAUCGUUUUACCCCUAGGGAUCAGUUGAGCUUUGCAUAUACGUACCAGAAGUUAAAUAAAAAAAAUCCCGGCAAAACAUUUUAUAUCCACAUGUUUAAGGAUUGUGAGAGGAGGCAGAUCGCCAAAUUGUUCCACCACAGGUCCGAGGAAAAGCGUCGGAUUCCCCAGGAUGCUACGGAGUAGGCAAAGGAAGUCAUCCGUGUUGCACAAAACGUGAUUUUCCACUUUGUAUGUCAUUCUCGCUCAUACCUUUACUCAGGGAAUGUAACUACCCCACAGAAGUCCAUAUUAGGUCCAGGAUGGUGGAGUAUAAAACACCAUAUGCUGGAAAUUUUUCAUCGAGAAAACUGUUGUGUUUGACAACCAUGAUUCCGCUGGACCAGAAGUGGUAAAAGGGGCAGCGCAACUCAUGGAGGUUAACAGCAGUAGAAGGAAUUGUUCAUUUUCCAGUUCCUCAUUUGUAUUAAUUUUAUUCUCAUUCAUUCUAUGUUUGAUGACUUACACAAGUCGUCAUUCGAUACUUUUGUAACACUUAUUAUGAUCUUCAGAAAUUGCUGUUUCCAUAUGUAUUUUUAGGGAAGGAUACGGAACAGAUCAUCGUCUCGAGGAAAUUUUUUGAUUGUCCAUUUACAGUGUACCAUUAGAUUUUGGAAACACUCUAGAUUAAUACAUGAUGUUUGGUUCGUA
Amaranthus tricolor (Joseph's coat) is the source of this 2891-nucleotide messenger RNA. RefSeq lists its product as uncharacterized. Lineage: Eukaryota; Viridiplantae; Streptophyta; Magnoliopsida; Caryophyllales; Amaranthaceae. Bases 267 to 2387 code for a protein of 706 amino acids. The transcript has 7 exons. The record is from RefSeq and is a predicted model, not a curated record.